GAUGGACGAUCAUUACUUUUAUAUUCUUUGGAGUAUUAUUCGCCGGUCCAGUGUGCUACCUCCAGAUUCUCCAAGGUGCUCGAUCUAAAUCGGCAGUGUUGCUAAACUGCAAAUCCAAUUUUCCUUUGUUAUCUGUUGGCGGAAUCAGUUCAAUCACAGCAAACAUAUUCAGAGGAAUCUUAAAUGGUGUCUAUAUUACCUACGCUCUAUCGUUCAUACUGUUCUCUUUGUAUAACUGCGAUGGCAAAAUUUGCGUUGGUUCGCAUUAUAUAUGGGGCUCAUGCCAUAACGAAUGGAGUGAAGGAAAUUGGGAUACGAAGUCGUUUCUGCUGGGCCAAUCGCGGAGGAAAUGUUUUUCAUGUGAGUUCUCACGAUAUUUUUUCUGUUACAAGUUAUUUCUCUUGACCCACUUAUACGCCACUGUUCGUACACUAUAA
This is a messenger RNA of Dicrocoelium dendriticum, 437 nucleotides long. Lineage: Eukaryota; Metazoa; Platyhelminthes; Trematoda; Plagiorchiida; Dicrocoeliidae. The record is from the annotation of a GenBank genome assembly.